UCAGCAUGCGGGGUCCAAUAUUUGCAAUGUCUGACUCCUCCCCGGAUCAGGAUACUUACUAAAGAACACAGAAUAAACAUCGCUGGAUGAAGUGGAUAGCCUGUUUACCCUAAACAACUUAAUUAAAAGGCGACUUUUUAAGAGUGUGUUUGAGGGAGCAGAUGAGAAACUUGUGCUGUGCUCUGAGUUGAUGAAAUAGUGUGUGUCAGUCAAAAGGAGAACAUGAAGAGCUGUCUGAUGCUGAUGUUUCUGUGUUAUAUGGUAAAACUCAUCACCUCUGACAGUGUGAGUGUGAGGUUGGUGAAUGGCAAUCAUCCCUGUGCUGGUCGAGUGGAGGUUUUUAAUGAUGGUCAGUGGGGAACAGUGUGUCAUUAUUGGUGGGAUAUUGCUGAUGCUGCAGUGGUGUGUAGAGAGCUGGACGGUGGGAUGGCUAUAAAGGCAGCAUAUGAGGCUCACUUUGGACAAGGAUCAGGACCAAUUUUAAUGGGUUAUGUACUAUGUAGUGGAUCAGAGACUGCACUGAAAGACUGCAGUUCAGACAGCAAGUAUACACAGUACUGUAAUCAUAAUGAAGAUGCUGGUGUCGUCUGUUCAGAAAAAGGACUUUGACUUGUAGACGGUUUUCACCUGUGCUCUGGUAGAGUUGAGGUGAUUUAUGGGAACACAUGGGGUUCAGUGUGUGACGCUGCCUUUGACCAGCAGGAUGCAGAGGUUGUGUUUAGAGAGCUGGACUGUGGGGCUCCUGUACAGGUGCUGGGAGCAGCUGAUUUUGGCAAAGGGAAAGGCCGUGUUUGGUCAGAGAAGAUUCAGUGCAGAGGAAAUGAAUCUCAGAUACAUGUCUGUCCACGAUCGUCUUUACAGAUGCACAGCUGUUCCCAUAACAGUGAUGUGGGAGUGAUCUGUUCUGGUUGAGUAUAAACAUUUGGCAGCUCUUUAGAUGAUUUGCAUGCAUAAUAUACUGUUGCUGUAUUGCUCAGUUAUCUUAACUCCAUUUUAAUAUUGUUUAAAUAAGAUGUCACUUGUUUGUCCAAGUUACACAGAUCUCAGACUGGUAAAUGGUUCAGACUCUUGUUCUGGAAGAGUGGAGCUUCAGUAUCUUGGUGAAUGGGGCACAGUGUGUGAUGCAUGCUGGGAUAUGAGAGCUGCCAGUGUCCUCUGUAGACAGCUGAAAUGUGGGAUUGCUGUGUCUGUUGUGGGAUCAGACUGGUUUGGAGAGGGAAGUGGUCAAAUCUGGGCUGAUGUGUUUGAUUGUGACGGGAAUGAAACAAAACUCUCAGAAUGUUCCAUCUCUUCAUGGAGUCGAGCUGAAUGUUCUCAUAGACAAGAUGUUGGAGUCUUUUGCUCUGGGGUCCGUUCUUCGUACCUCCCUAACUAAGUUAGCUGGAUUUGAUUGUUGACGAUUUCGCGUGAUCUUGGAUCGUUUGGUUCUUCGAAGCUCAUCCGGGACUUGCUGUCAUAGCAACAGAUCCGUAAGCGUAAACCUGCUCGGGAGCAGGCUUACUUUAUGUAAACAGGAUUAGAUCGCGGCCACUCAGUUAUGUCCGCUUCAUUUAUACGAAAGCAACAGCGAUAUUUGCCGAAUUAAUUUUGUACUAUUAUAUUACAAGUCAAAGAUGACCGCGCAUAUAUGUGAUGCAGGGUAUUUUAUUAAAAAAAAUGCAGUCUGUCGUUUGAAAAGUGCAUAUGUCACUUAAACAUAGUUCGUGUAGUUUGUGUAACACUGUUUUUCCAUAAAUAAAUAUUAUCAAUGUAACUAAAGAUAAUGCAGUAUUUGAUUCUCUUAUUGAUUUCAU
This is a messenger RNA of Labeo rohita (rohu), 1793 nucleotides long. RefSeq names its product scavenger receptor cysteine-rich type 1 protein M130-like. Bases 223 to 609 code for a protein of 128 amino acids. Lineage: Eukaryota; Metazoa; Chordata; Actinopteri; Cypriniformes; Cyprinidae. The transcript has 4 exons. Gene Ontology annotation, cellular component: membrane. The record is from RefSeq and is a predicted model, not a curated record.